AUGGGUAGCACCAUCGCAGAGGCAUCUUCUGUUGCUGCGGGUUCACUAGCUGCUUCUCGUACCAUUAACGGACCGACGAGUACGAAGCAGAAGGUUUCUGCGUAUAAAACGAGGGAUUGGAAGAGAGAACAGGAGGAGGCUCAAUAUACAUUUCAAACUCUGCGACCUCUCCCUUAUUUGCCCAAUCCGUCCAAAUCUCUCCAAUUCCUACAACGACUUAAAGAUGACGCGGGCAUCAAAGCAGCGAUGCGCAAACACAAAUUCACUGUUCCCCUCCUCACAGAAAUGAACCCGGCAGAACACACAACCUCCAAUCACGAAGGCACCUCUCGGACCCUGGGGCUCAACAGAAAUCAAGGAGAAGUAAUAGAAUUGAGAUUAAGAACCGAUGCAUACGAUGGAUAUAGAGAUUAUAAAACCAUACGUAAAACCCUCUGUCAUGAAAUGGCGCAUAAUGUAUGGGGACCCCAUGACCGAAACUUUUGGAAUUUAUGUCAGGAGAUUGAAAAAGAAGUGGAGGGCAGCGAUUGGAGGAGUGGGGGCCAUGCUGUUAGGGAAGGAGAGGAAUAUUAUGGUGGAGAGGAUGUGGAUGAUCAUGGUGGUUGGAGUGGUGGGGAGUUUGUACUGGGAGUGGGAAGUUCGGGAGGUGCGGAGAGCACGGGGUCGGGCUCAGGUUCGGGUUCUGGCCAGGGAAUGAGUAGGAGGGAGAUAUUAGCGAAGGCCGCCGAAGAGAGGAUGAAGAGGGUUAGAGAUCAGAGCGGGGGUGAGGGAGGGAGUGCGGGUGGUGAGGCUGCUUAA
This is a messenger RNA of Sclerotinia borealis F-4128, 798 nucleotides long. Lineage: Eukaryota; Fungi; Ascomycota; Leotiomycetes; Helotiales; Sclerotiniaceae. The record is from the annotation of a GenBank genome assembly.